UGGAGGUGGGCAAUAAUGAAUGAUGUCUUAUUAAAAACACUUUUUUUCUUAUGCCUUACUGGUCCGGUAGGAAAUGCUUCCAAGCAGGACACUGGCGGUGUAGAGGUGCCCCUUGUUGGAGAGGAGGAUGAAAAGAAGAAGCAGAAGAGAGGUGGCAGAGGACAGAUCAAACAGAAAAAGAAGACUGUCCCUCAGAAAAUACUGAUAGCUAAAAUCCCCCGUGAGAAGAAGAAAUAUGUCACCCGAGUCUGUGGAAUGAACACCUUUGACAUUGACCUUAAAGAGGCUCAGAGAUUCUUUGCCCAGAAGUUCUCCUGCGGCGCCUCGGUGACGGCGGAGGAUGAAAUCAUCAUUCAGGGAGAUUUUACAGAUGACAUCAUCAAUGUCAUUCAGGAAAAGUGGCCUGAGGUGGAUGACGACAGCAUUGAAGAUCUUGGAGAAGUCAAGAAGUGAAGACCCGACGUGCACUUUUACUGAAAAUGGAUGCAACAUGUAACAACAACCUGGCCAAAUGUACACAUUAACAUAAAAAAGGAGUCGUUUUAUAUCUAUU
This is a messenger RNA of Oncorhynchus tshawytscha (Chinook salmon), 553 nucleotides long. RefSeq names its product density-regulated protein. NCBI's taxonomy places the organism in Eukaryota, Metazoa, Chordata, Actinopteri, Salmoniformes, Salmonidae. The record is from RefSeq and is a predicted model, not a curated record. The transcript is spliced from 4 exons. Gene Ontology annotation, molecular function: translation initiation factor activity; mRNA binding. Gene Ontology annotation, biological process: translation reinitiation; formation of translation preinitiation complex. The coding region runs from base 16 to 453 and encodes 145 amino acids.